Pseudophryne corroboree (corroboree frog) is the source of this 1968-nucleotide messenger RNA. It is a transcript of the gene EBP, whose product is annotated as EBP cholestenol delta-isomerase. Gene Ontology annotation, molecular function: C-8 sterol isomerase activity; cholestenol delta-isomerase activity; steroid Delta-isomerase activity. The transcript has 5 exons. The record is from RefSeq and is a predicted model, not a curated record. NCBI's taxonomy places the organism in Eukaryota, Metazoa, Chordata, Amphibia, Anura, Myobatrachidae. Gene Ontology annotation, cellular component: membrane; endoplasmic reticulum. Gene Ontology annotation, biological process: cholesterol biosynthetic process. The coding region runs from base 128 to 820 and encodes 230 amino acids.
ACAGUGACCGGUGGGCGUGGGCUGGGUGUACUCACUUGGUACAGAAUGGAAUAGAAGUCAAGGUAUAGUACUAUAUACCCGACAGAGAGAGGCUGCAGGAGCACAGGAAGCGGACCCGCGAGAAAACAUGGCUCCAGACGCGGCAUCUCCUGUUCCUCACCCUUACUGGCCCCGUGAUCUGCAGAUAGAAGGUUACCGUCCCAAUGACCGUCCCAUGUGGGAGAUCUUGACCUUCCUGUUCUCGGUAUCAGGGGUCCUACUGGUUGGAACAUGGCUCCUAUCCGGCCGGGUGUCCGGUUUGAGCCCAGCACGGCGCCUGGCGAUCUGUUGGUUCAUGGUCUGCGGCUUCAUCCAUGGAGUAAUCGAGGGUUGGUUCGCCUUCUACUACCCAGUCAUCCCGAAGGACCAGGCGUUCCUCUCGCAGCUAUGGAAGGAAUAUGGCAAGGGCGACAGUAGAUACAUCAUAGCAGAUAAUUUUACAGUCUGCAUGGAAACCAUCACAGCCUUAGCUUGGGGGCCGCUGAGUGUGUGGACCGUCAUCGCCUUCCUCCGGAAGCAUCCGUACCGCUUCGUGCUGCAACUCAUCGUGUCCCUUGGGCAGCUAUACGGUGACGUUCUGUAUUUCUACACCGAGUACCGUGAGGGGUUCUCGCACAGUGAGAUGUACCAUCCCAUCUAUUUCUGGUUCUACUUCGUCUUCAUGAACGCCCUGUGGAUUAUCAUCCCGUCUGCCCUGAUUGUGGACGCCUGGGUCAACCUGAGCCACUCGCAGGCCACGGCGGACGCUGCGCGGCCGGCAGGCAAAGCCAAAAGGAAAUGAACGUUAAGCGCUGUCCACGGACAAUUCCCAGGCGGUCCAAGUCUGUGGCUUGUGAGAACCUAAGAGCACACGGAGCAGCAGAAGUCGUCUCCAUCUGUUGUGUCAUCAUCGUGUAUAUAUAUAUAUAUAUAUAUAUAUUAGGGGCCACAAAGCCAUCAUCGGUCCGCUAAAAGCUCCUAAAAUCAUCAGCAAAGGUUAUAAUAGUCUGAUUAUAGGAAAGUUAUUUGUUUAAUGACUGAAUUGCCACCAUGCAUUUUUGUCCGAUUAUUCAGAGACUAAAUUUUGUGAGAAAUCUUUCUACUAAACUGUGCUGUAUUUACGGUUCCGGUAUGAAUGGUCGACCAUGUUAUGGUCGACAGUCAUUAGGUCGACCACUAUUGGUCGACAUUGACAUGGUCGACAUGGACACAUGGUCGACACAUGAAAAUGGUCGACACAUGACAAGGUCGACAUGAGUUUUUUUAACCUUUUUUUGGUGUAAUUUUUUGCGUCAAGUGACGGGGAACCCCAAUUAGUGCACCGCGUCCCCUUGCAUGGCUCGCUUCGCUCGCCAUGAUUCGGGCAUGGUGCCUUCGCUCCGCUACCGCUUCGCUCGGCACAGAUUACCGUUCCAAUCGUAGUCCACGUGGAUCGUAAAGUAUGGAAAAGUUCCCCAAAAGAAAAAAAAGUUAAAAAACUCAUGUCGACCUUUUCAUGUGGCGACCUUUCAUGUGUCGACCAUUUUCAUGUGUCGACCAUGUCAAUGUCGACCAAUAGUGGUCGACCUAAUGACUGUCGACCAUAACAUGGUCGACCAUCUGAACGGAUACCGUAUUUACGUAGACCAGCGGCCACAGGCUGGGACCUGUAGUUCUAGCCCAAUCGGUUUGGCUGCCGCUACGUAAAAGUAAUCCUGUACGGUUGGUUAUCAGGAUAUCGCUGCAGCCAUCUCCUGGACUUUGCGCUGUUGUCACUUCCCCAAGGCCGCACACCUGCCCUUCGCCCUUUUUAAUCUUUGUUUACAGAGAGGGAAGCGAUAAGGUCUCAGUCUAUAUUCACAACGCAUUGAACGUGUAACAGAUGUCACAUACCAUGACUCGAUUCAUCAGGAUUUGGGAAUGAUUUCCUGUGCUUUACCGGACAAAAUAAAUAUAAAUUUUUAAUAAAAA